Symbiodinium sp. CCMP2456 is the source of this 526-nucleotide messenger RNA. The record is from the annotation of a GenBank genome assembly. Lineage: Eukaryota; Dinophyceae; Suessiales; Symbiodiniaceae.
AUGCCGAGGCCGGACAUGCGCCUCAUGAACCAGCAGUCCAAGGCUGGACUGUCAGUCGACCAGGACCGCCGUGGGAACAUGUGGUCCCUCGAGCCCGAGACCAGGUUCGCGGAGGACACCGACGAGAUGCUGCCUGCAGCCAUCUACUUCCCUGUCAUCAUUGCCCUGACCAUUGGCAGCAUCUUCUUCUUCGCAAAGUUGACCAACGAUGAUCCCCGCUUUGGAGGCUCCUUUGGUGACUUUUAUCAACAGACCACUCCACUACAUCAGAAGAUGGUUUUGUUCGUCUGGAAGAGUAAGGAAGCAGGCAUUCAAUCCCGGUAUCGUGGUGCGGAGAAGGGCCACAUGCCGGCACGGGUUCGGGGGCUUCUGCCCUGCGCGCUAGUGGUCGCGGCCUUCGGGCUGUUGGGCUCGACGGUGGCUCGAAGCUUUGUCUCUGCACCUGCGAGCAACAGGAAGACCAGGACGCUGCGCGCUCUGCCGCAGCCCGGCCAGCAAACCGAGGAGAAGAAGGAAGCAGAGGAUG